GCUGUGUAAUUUUCUAUAGGACGGUAUAGGAAAAUCACAUGUAUAACCUUUCAAAAAUUGAACAACGUUUAUGUCCGGUACGGUAGAUAAGCUUUGGGAAGAUUAAACGUGUUUUUUUAUUAUAGUAGUAAGUAAAACACGUGUUUUCAUUAGAAUCAAUACAAUUAGUAUUAUAUUUAUAAUAUUUCAAACAAUAUUGUCAAUUCACAAUGCCUAAAUCAAAGCGAGAUAAAAAAAUAUCUCUAACAAAAACAAGUAAAAAAGGUAAAGCACUAAAACAACAUAUUGUCAAUGAUGUUCGAAGCUGUAUAGAAAAGUAUGAACGAAUAUUUUUAUUUUCUGUCCGAAAUAUGCGAAAUAACAAACUUAAAGAUUUAAGAGAAGAUUGGAAAGCAGAUAGUAGAUUUUUCUUUGGGAAAAAUAAAAUAAUAGCUCUAGCAAUGGGCCUUACUCCCGAAACAGAAGUCGCUGAUGGUAUACAUAAAUUAGCUAAGUCUUUAAAAGGACAAUGUGGAUUAUUAUUUACAAAUAAACUAAAAAAUAAAGUAUUGGAAUGGAUGAACAAUUAUGCAGAAGAAGAAUAUGCAAGAGCAGGAUUUAUUGCUCCAGAAACAAUAGUAUUACCUGAGGGACCUCUUCCUGAAUUUUCACAUGCAAUCGAACCUCAUUUGAGACAAUUGGGAAUGCCAACAACUCUUCAAAAAGGAGUUGUUACACUGGUUAAAGAAUUUGAAGCUUGUAAAAAAGGUCAACCACUAACUCCGGAACAAGCUAGAAUCCUCAAACUUUUUGGAAAUAUGCUGGCAGAAUUCAGACUAAUUCCCCUAGGAUUUUAUUCUAAGAAGAAAGGAUAUAAACGUCUAAAAACCACAGACUCUGGGGAAAAUCAUCAAGAAGAAAUGGAAACAGAGAAUACAAAUGAGACAUAAAUAGUAAAGAAGUUUAUAAUAAAGAUUCUUUUGUAAAUAAUUGUUAAACAUUAUUUUAUGGGAUUUUCUCAUUCUACAUUUAUUCUAAUCAAUUUAAAAUAUUAAAUAUAACCAUAUUUUUUAUUAAUUUCACUAAUAAUAAAUAGUAUAAUUUAUGAAGAUAAAAUUAGAUAUUUAGUUAUUAGAAGUAAAUUCAAAAAUAAUUUUGCGAAUGAUUGAAUCUACAUAUCGAAUUUAUUAUUCGACAAUUUAUACCUGUCUUUGAAGAAUAAAAAAUUUGAACACCAUUCAUAACAAAUGAAGUUAUUACUUGAUGCUAUGUAACCAUCGAGAUUGCGACAUCAUAAGUUUAUGUAACAAAUAUUGGUUUAAAUUUAUUAAUAAAUUUUAAAAAAUAA
Messenger RNA from Chelonus insularis, 1327 nucleotides. It is a transcript of the gene RpLP0-like, whose product is annotated as ribosomal protein LP0-like. NCBI's taxonomy places the organism in Eukaryota, Metazoa, Arthropoda, Insecta, Hymenoptera, Braconidae. The transcript has 3 exons. Bases 210 to 929 code for a protein of 239 amino acids. The record is from RefSeq and is a predicted model, not a curated record. Gene Ontology annotation, biological process: rRNA processing; nuclear-transcribed mRNA catabolic process; ribosomal large subunit assembly. Gene Ontology annotation, molecular function: RNA binding. Gene Ontology annotation, cellular component: nucleolus; preribosome, large subunit precursor.